Molecule: messenger RNA, 1623 nt
Organism: Eruca vesicaria subsp. sativa (arugula)
Lineage: Eukaryota; Viridiplantae; Streptophyta; Magnoliopsida; Brassicales; Brassicaceae
Source: the annotation of a GenBank genome assembly
AUGGACCAGAAUGUGUUUCCAUUUGAUACUGAUUUCGGGUUUGAUUCUGAUGUUCUUAGUGAAGAUUCCUUCUCCUUCCCUGAAGUCGAUUUCGGCUUCGCUUUCAACAACAAAAACUUCUCGGAUCGGGUGCUUAGGAUCGAGAUCAUGGGCUCUAACCCUGACGCUGAAGGGUCUCGUCGUCGUAAGAGGAGAAGAGAGGAUAAUAAUAUCAAGAAGGAAUCUGUUACCAUUAUGGCGGGUGCUGAGGAGCAUAUUUUGACAAGUGAGCAACAGGAAUUGUAUGAAGGUGAGGCUAUGGUUGACGAGGCUUUAUCAGGUGAUGAGAACGAAGCAACUAGCAAGCCAUACUGGGGGUUUGAGUCUUUGGACAAUUUUAGAGCUAAUAGGGUUAGAGAAGUUCAUGUUAGUUCUCCUCUCUUAGCUGCCAAAAGCCCUUUCUUUUACAAGUUGUUCUCUAAUGGAAUGAAGGAAUCUGAGGAAAAGCGUGUCACUCUUCUAAUCCAUGCAUCAGAGGAAGCUGCUUUGAUGGAGCUUUUAAACUUUAUCUAUACCAAUCCAGUGACUUUCAGCACAGCACCUGCAUGGUUAGAUCUGCUAAUGGCUGCUGAUAAGUUUGAAGUCACCUCUUGCAUGAGUUACUGCAUUAAAGUUCUCCAAAGCAUGCCUAUGACUACCGAGUCUGCCCUGCUCUACCUAGAACUUCCCUCUACUAUUCUUAUGGCUGAAUCUGUUCAGCCUUUAGCCGAUGCUGCAAAACAGUUCCUUACUGCUCGCUACAAAGAUAUUACCAAGUUUCCAGUGGAGUUUAUGUCUCUACCAUUAGCAGGAGUGGAAGCAAUUUUAUCAAGCGACGAUCUCCAAGUUUCAUCAGAGGAUACAGUUUAUGAUCUGAUCUUGAAAUGGGCAAGAGAGCAUUACCCUUCAUUGGAGGAGCGUAGAGAGGUUCUUGGUUCACACCUCGCACACUUCAUACGCUUCCCGUUCAUGUCAUGCCGUAAGCUCAAGAAGGUACUCACAUGCAGUGACUUUGACCAUGAGAUAGCAUCAAAGCUCGUUGUGGAAGCGCUUUUCUUUAAGGCUGAAGCUUCACACAAGAAACGUACAUUAGCUGCUCAAGAAUCAGCCUCAGAGCACCGUCGCCUCAUAGAGAGGGCUUACAAGCACAGACCGGUGAAAGUAGUUGAGUUUGAGCUUCCUCUACCUCAAUGUGUGGUCUACUUAGACCUGAAAAGAGAAGAAUGUGUAGGACUGUUCCCUUCAGGGAGAGUCUAUUCUCAGGCCUUUUACUUAGGUGGUCAAGGGUUCUUCCUCUCGGCGCAUUGCAACUUGGACCAGCAGAGCUCGGUCUAUUGUUUUGGACUGUUCCUUGGGAUGCAGGUGAAAGGGUCGGUGAGUUAUGAAGUGGACUAUGAGUUCUUGGCGAGGUCAAAGCCAUCUGAGGAGUUCAUAAGCCAGUGGAAAGGGAACUAUACGUUCACUGGAGGGAAAGCAGUUGGGUAUAGGAACUUGUUUGGGAUUCCAUGGACGUCUUUUGUUGGAGAAGAUAGUCUUCACUUCAUCAAUGGUGUUCUUCAUCUCAAAGCUGAGCUUACCAUCAGGUCUAUUGAUCUUCUUCAGUGA